AGUGAUAAAUUGAUGUUACUCUGUGACAGUAACAUUUGUUUCGAAAGUUGCGAAGUGUACGUUCUUUGUUUUGUUGCAAAUUGUUUUUUGUUUACUUGUACUUAAUCUGAAAUAAUCUUCAGUUUAAAUUUUUGUGUAUAGUUUGGUUCCUUUCAUCGAAGGAUCCUGUUAUAAAAUUUGUGAUGAAUUGUUUUGUUUUGCCUUAUCAAAGUUGCGUUAUUUUUAUCACAAAAAAAAUCUAAACAUAUCAUUUAUUUAAUUUUUGCAAAUUUCGUAGUGUCUGUGUUUGUUCCUAUAGUAACUUUAUGGGUAAUAAAUUUGGAAAGACAAACAGGUGACAAAGGCUAAACGAUGACGGCGAACACCAAAGAUCCACAGCAGCAGAAGCUUCCGCCAGCGACGAAGAAGGUCGCUCCCGAUGGUGGGUGGGCGUGGAUGGUCUGCUUGGGAGUCAGUUUAGUUAAUUUUUCGACGAGAUCUCUGGAGCCGUCUUUCGGUCUCCUAUUCAAAGACUUGUUGGAUGACCUUGGCGUCCGCACAACGGGUGCUUCCUUCAUCGCUAGUACUUUGGACUCUGUAGUAAAUUUCUCCGGCUUCUUCGUUGGUCCUGUUAUAAAGACGUUCUCAUACAGAAAAGUUUGUUUCGUCGGUUCAACGAUAUGUGCCCUCGGAUUACUGUUCACCGCCCCGGCGAAGAGUAUCGGCCAUAUAUUGGCGACCUACAGCAUUUUGGGAGGGUUUGGCGUAGGUCUAGCCUCGUCUUCUUCUUUUGUCUCCCUCAAUCACUAUUUCUCCAAGAAGCGAGGACAGGCCGUGGGUUUGUCCAUGGCGGGAACCGGGUUCGGUUUGAUGGUGAUGCCACAACUAGUCAAAUUACUACUGGGAGAGUACGGGUUCAGAUGGACCGUAGUGAUACUUGGAGCGCUGGCGUUUAACGCUGUAGUAGGAUCAUGUCUCCUUCAACCAAUCAAAAGGCAUCUAAAGGAAGUACCCGUGGAUGCGGAAAUGCAAAACAUUAAAGAGAUGGAAUGCAUUAUGGAAAGCGACGAAGAAAACGAAGAUAAAUUCGAGAUCAAUCCUCUCGUCACGCAUCCGAUGCCGAAACUAACAACGCAGCGUUCCCACUCUAACAUGAAUCAUCCUUCGGUUCGCACGAUAGGGAUGACCCGCGCUAAGACCUGCGAUAAACCGUUACAAGAUUUUGAGAAGAACUCGAAGGUGUACCCGGGGCUCACCACCGCGGCCUCUGUGGGCGUGAUGCCGCGAGUGACAUCUAGCGGCAGCAUGAACGAAGCGGCACGCAGAAGGAAAGUCUCCGUCAUCUCCAACAUAUCAAACAUGGACUUCACGGGCAGCUAUCUACAGCUCUAUCUCGAUACAGCAGACGAAGAAGCGAUACAAAUGAAGACAAUAAAAAAAGCCGAGCCCGUAUCGGAAAAGAAGGGCUUCAUUAGACGAUUCAUAGAUCUGAUGGAUUUAGAUUUGCUAAAGGACUGGUCCUUUCUGAACCUAAUCCUAGGACUGGCUCUGUUUUGGAGCGGCGAGUUGCAGUUCAGGAUGUUGACCCCGUUCUUUAUAAGCAAUUUAGGUUACAACAUGGACGACACGGCGUUCUGUCUGUCGAUGACCGCGAUCUCCGAUAACCUGGUGCGGCUGAUCCUACCACCGAUUUUCGACAGAACCACGAUAUCGAAGAAAUUGAUAUUUUUUAUAUCCUCGUUUUUCUUGGCCGCCACUAGAUCAGUACUAGCCGAGCAAACUGAAUGGGUGUCGCUGAUGAUAUGGCUGUCUAUAUGCGGUUUCUUCCGUGGGAUGUGUCUCAGCAACUUCACCCUAACGAUAUCCGAGUACUGUCCCUUGGAGAAACUGCCCGCGGCUUUCGGACUGCACAUGGUCAGCAAGGGUGUGCUCGUCGUAUUGAUCGGGCCAAUGAUUGGAUACGUAAGGGAUUACACGGGCAGUUUCGCUCUAUGCAUUCACGUGCAAAACGCAAUGAUAAUGUCCUGCGUUUUAGUUUGGGGCAUCGAAUACGUUGUAACGUUAACGAGACGCAGGAAGAUCGUCCAAAUAUAAUAAAUAACCUGUUUUAUGUUUAUUAGUUAAAAUAUAAACGCAACGAGUGAUGUUCUGUGAGUAUUUCAUGUAGACACGGGCUUCGGGACGAUAGACGAAGUACGUAGAUUGAGAAGAACGUAGUCUUAUAUUUUUGAGGUCGGCUUUUGUUUUUGAUAACCUUUAAUAUUGUGUAUUAUUGUUCGUCGUUUACUGUAUUUCGAAAAGAAAUAAUUUUUAUUAAGGUUUUUUUGCUGAGAAAUGGCGAAAGGAAAUUGUUAGCGAACUAUUAAUACAGGCGGAGAUUCUUCCAUGAUAUAACAUUAAAAAUUGUUAUUUUUACCCGCAAUGUAAUAGGAUUAUGCUGGGGCUACAUUAGCGGACGAAGAUUCGUGUCGCGUUGGCGCGCUAAAAACAUCCGUGUACGGGCAUACGCAAUGUUCACGUGUACAUUACGCCGGGCUAAGAUUCGUAUCGCGUUGACGCGAUACAUGAUUUAUUCAUUACUGGUGUUAGGAUCUCUUGUGAGUCCGCGCCGGUAGCUACCACCACCCUGCCUAUUUCUGACGUGAAGCAGCAAUGCGUUUCGGUUUGAAGGGUUUGGCAGCCGUUGUAACUAUACUGAGACCUUAGAACUUAUAUCUCAAGGUGGUUGGCGUAUUUACGUUGUAGAUGUCUAUGGGCUCCAGUUACAACUUAACAACCAGGUGGGCUCUGAGCUCGUCCACCCAUCUAACCAAUAAAUAAAUAAAAAACAUCGUGCCGGGUUGUGUUGUGAUGUGCGACAGAGACGUAAUUUAAAUACAAUUGAAUGAAUUCUAACACUUUUUUUUUACUCCACUCCACGGUGUACAAGAAAACCAGCACGUUCGUACCCCAUCAAAGUCUGGACGAGACUGAAGUGACGUAGGUGUAGCGAAUAUUGUCGCGACAAAUCCCUUUGUUACGCGCCAGUUUACCGACAAUGCCUCGAUAGUACAUCGUCGUUGCAAGAAUACUACGCGUUGCAACGAUCUACUUAGUCCCACUCAUCGCGAUAACACGAAUAUUCGCGGUGACCCGCUAAUGUAGCCCUAGCUUUAGAGAUGACAUGACGCACGGGGUCAGCGACCUCUGUAAUUAGCGAACUAUCUGUGAUUAGUUCCGACAAAUGUGUUCUUGUUGAGUUAGUUAAUUCGGAAAUUAAUAAUCCGUUGCGUUAAUAUAAAUUUGAAUCGUUCAAUGAAUGUACAAAUAGGAUUUUUAGUAUUAUCUAAACGAUUUGAAGUUUGCCAAAUUUAAUAUUUAAAUACCGUACUCGUCAAAUGUAAGUUGUUUGUGUAAUAUAUGCACUAAAUGUACUCUAGUUGCUCGCGUGUGUGAUCGUAAUCAUAGAAUAUGUUUGAUCAUGCUCAAGAUAAACACGAAAUAACAAAAAAACAUUUCUCUUGAUAUUCAAACAAUGGGUAAAAUCUAAGUACACUUACAUUCGUGUAAUUUUUAGGAGUAUGUAAAAUUUAUUUUGACAAAUUUUUUCAGCGUUCUCGUAAGACUGAAAAUCGUUAUUCUUUCUAAUUUAAACAUUUACCGAAAACAACAAUUAAUAUUAGUAAUCUAUUAAUCAAUCAACUUUACUACAACUUAUACUUUACAACUUAUAUUAUUUGAUUUGUUCUAACGUGUAUAUACAUAUAUUUUUUUUCAUAAAUUUAAACUAUUCGAAUGUGACCAGUGAAUUAAAAUGUGAAACGUUCGUUUCGUAUUAUAAAACUUUUAGACUUUUUAACAAUUAAUAUUUUUAGACGUCUGUAGUUUCGAGAGGUUUUAUAGAUAUUUUAGAUGACAUUAAUUUAUAAAAACAUUAUGUGCUAAAUAGUUUAGAAAUUAGUAGAUUAACGAUAGUUUGUCAUUGUAUUCGUGUUCAGAAUUUAUAAGCCGAUGUUUACUAUGGAACAUCAGUUAGGUUAAUGAAAAUUUCGCUCAAUAAUUAUGACAUUGACAAGUAAACUAAAAAGUUUGACGACUUAAAUACUCGAUUUUAUUCGAUGCAUUAUGUAGAUAUCAGCAGCUGUUUCAAGUUAUACUAGUAAGCUAUACUCUGAUUUAUAAUAAUAUUUUGAUAGAACCAUGACAAUUUAUUCAAUAUGAAAAUCGUGGAAAAUGAUACAAAACGAGAUGUCAAUAGGGAACUGGAUAUCUUUUAAUUUUUUUUAAAUGGCCACGUAUUCUUCUAAACUAGACUGAAUGCAUAUCUUUUACGAGUGACGUCAUUUGGGGGUAAUGUAACAACAACAAAAAAUAACUAUGUAACCCAAUUUAUAAACUAAAAUACGAUAGCCACAUGCAACAUCAGCAGGGAAAUUUGUAGCCAAUAUUUAUAGUAGUUUGACAUUAGAAUUAUUGAUAUUCCAUAAGAUUAUUAUUUGUUACUUAAUUAAUAUAUCCUUUAUACAUGCUUUUUAUUUUGUACUAUUAUUAGAGUACGUUUGUCGAUUCUAUAAAUUGGCAACUUGUGUUAUUUCGAUAUAUACACAUAUAUUUUUGUCAGUUUUAUUCGUUUGUUUUUGUUGGUUGUAUGUGCAAAAAUAAUGGACACAUGUGAUGUAAUAAUUGAAGAAUUAGAUUCAGUUUUGUUAAAUACAAAUCAGGCAGUUAUGUCAUCACAUUUAACAAGGUAAUAAAUAUUUCGCGUUAAAUAAAUAUUUGAUGUAAGGUACUGUGGAAAUGCCUUUAAGAAUAUGUCCACGUAAAAUUAGCUUUCGAAUUUAAGACGUACAUAAAAUGUAUUGCGCUUCCACUAAAUGUAUUAUAAUGUGAUUGCCUAAUAUUAUAAAGCUAAUUUUCCUUUUGUCGUUGACAUAAUAUGUAUACAUUAUGCCAGAAGCAAUGAAUUUUAUUUGAAAAGUUUGUAUACAAAGCUCGGUACUUUUUCUGGGAAAGGGAUUGCUUAGAAUAUAAUUGAAGACAUGAGGGGAUGAAGGGGAUAUUUGGAUAUCGUAUAGUUGAUUUUUAAGAAAACGGGCAACAAACUUUAGUUAAUUGUACUUUUUCUUUGUAAAUAACUCCUUCAUCAGUUGCAAUUUCUAAAAAUAGCCUUUUAACCCGGAGUUUUAAGGUCUAAUAUGGUUUAUAGGCGCAUAACACCUUCAUUCUAUGUAAAAACUGAAAAAUCUUAAAAAUGGUACUUAUCCCUUUCAUCCACUCAUGUCUUCAAUUAUAAUUUAAAUGUAUUGUACGAUGCUUCUAAUUAGAUUCCAAGAGGCUAGUUGCGGUUUGACUGUAAUUAUCAUUGCUGAUGGAUUUUUUUAAUCGCCACUACGAAAGGGUAGAUUUUUUUUUUUUUUAUUGCCCUUGUAGGCAGACGAGCAUACGGCCCACCUGAUGGUGAGUGGUUACCGUCGCCCAUGGACUUCAGCAAUGCCAGGGGCAGAGCCAAGCCGCUGCCUACCACAUGAUGAGCAAACGGCUCAAAUGGUGGUAAGCAGUGACCGUCACCCGCGGACAUACUUGCUACAUUUUUUAAGGACAGCUUUAAAAAUGUCAUAUCGUCGCUGUCAAACUAAAAUCUGCUAUGUGCAAAAACUCUAUUUUGAAUUAACGAGUAAAAACAUUUUCGUAUAAAAUUUUAUAUGAAAGUGAAUUUUUAAGAACUGUAUCAAAUGAAAGCUAUAGAUAAAUAUUAAAGCUAUAAACCACAUAACAGUUUUUUAUGCGGUAGAUAGGUCUGUGAACUAUACGAAAAGGUCAAAAAGUAAAAAUCUCAAAAAGUGCAUAUUAUAUAGCAGAUUUUGGUUUGACGAUAUCCUGAAUUGUCAAUGACGUUUUGUAUUCUAUUAUCAAUGAUUUGGUCUUCCAGAAAUGUUUAGCGUAAUACGUAUUUACAUUAAUUUACUUCCAGCAAUGCUUUCGAUGUGUGAUUUAAAUGACCAAAUAAUAAUAACGUACUUAAUUGUAUCACGUAUGUAAUAUAAUAUCUAAUAUACGUAUGUAUAUAAAUUAUAUAUUUAAUAUAUCUCCCAUUUACGAUACGAAUGAAGACUUCUGCCACACAUUGGUGCAAGGUAAACGCGUCGUGAAAAUUGAAAUCGGUAGGUAAUGAAUAUGAAGUAAAAAAAAGUUAUAUUAUUAUUAUAUUACUUUGCACGAUCAGAUCGGAGAUAGGUAGCUAUUAAAAGUACGAAAGAAAAAAAAAGCGAUUUAAUCGAAUGUAAUUCAACCAUUUAAAUAUCGAUGACUAUUAGUUGUUUACAAAUAUAUCGAUGAUCAAAAAAUCGUGUUUCAGCAUUGAUUAAAUUAUCGAUAAUCAUUGAACUGUGUCAUGACACUUCUGAUUUGGAACGGUAGGCAAUGAAUACGAAGUAAAAAAAAGGUAAUAUUAUUAUUAAAUUACUUUGCACGAUCAGAUCGGAGAUAGGUAGCUAUUAAAAGUACGAAAGAAAAAAAAAACGAUUUAAUCGAAUGUAAUUCAACCAUUUAAAUAUCGAUGACUAUUAGUUGUUUACAAAUAAAUCGAUGAUCAAAAAAUCGUGUCUCAGCAUUGAUUAAAUUAUCGAUAAUCAUUGAACUGUGUCAUGACACUUCUGAUUUGGAACGGUACGUAAUGAAUACGAAGUAAAAAAAGUUAUAUUAUUAUUAUAUUACUUUGCACGAUCAGAUCGGAGAUAGGUAGAUAUUAAAAGUACGAAACAAAAAAAAAAGCGAUUUAAUCGAAUGUAAUUCAACCAUUUAAAUAUCGAUGACUAUUAGAUGUUUACAAAUAAAUCGAUGAUCAAAAAAAUCGUGUCUCAGAAUUUAUUGAAUUAUCGAUAAUCAUUGAACUGUGUCAUGACACUUCUGAUUUGGAAUCUGUCGUACAAGUCUUCGUUUAAUUAAUGGGAUAUAGUUUAAAACUAAUUUAUCGUAAUUUUUCUGCUGACUAAAUUAAAUGGAACUCGGAAAAUCAACUUCAUACGUUGAACAUUAAGGUCUAUAUUACUGUAUUUUGUCAUGAAAGAAUUAAAAUUAAUUAUGUUGCUCAGUACUUAAGAUGUUUCUCGUUAUAUGAGCUCCGAGAUAUAAACGUUCUUCCGAGUUCAAUAAUCUGGUAUUUUAUAUUUAGUAUAAUACAUUUUGUGAACCAAGUCUGAGAUCAAUCGGCGGACCAUAUACUUAUUUAAAUAAUAUGUAUAUCAGACGUUUUAAUUAACAUGAUCAUUUGAACUAAGUAAUAUAUUUUAUGAUACAUAAAUGAUUUUUUCGUUAUCACGUAACACAAGCUGAAUAAUGAGUAUAAAUUAGGCGGCUUUGAUUUAAAUUUAUCGACAACAUACGCAUAUGAUUACUUAAAAGUAAUAUGUAUCUCGAUUGAGUAUUUUCAUUAUAAAUAAUUAAAGUAAAGUUGUUUUACAUUGAGAAAAAGAAUUUGUAACCUCCGCGGAGACACGCUAGCGUCUCGAACGAUUUCAUAUGUUUUUGUCUGUGUUUAUUAAUGGACAUUGCUGACCUCGAAACAUAUUAUUGAUUCUUGCAAUGUAAAACGGCAUGCCAUUUGUUUCUCUUUUGCAUAACGACAUUUAUUUUUAAACAUUUCGAAAAAGCAGGUUGUCUAUUUGUUUAUUUUUCCAUUAAAUUACAGUUAUUUUAAAAGACAUCCGGUUAUAGAUUUGCCUGGUGAUUUCACUACCAUUAAAUUGGUACUUAGUAUAAAAUUCUAAUAAUGUACGUGUGCCAAUUUUAAAACAUUCGUGUAUAAAGAUUGUACAUAUAUAAAAAUAUGUGGGGAUUUAAAAAUAUUUUAAAGAUUGUAGUUUGAAUGCAGAGCUUAAACAUAAGGCGCGAUAUAUGUACUUUUUUAGGAAACGUGUCCAGUUUUUAUUGUUUGUCUGGACUCUUGACCUCGUAAAUUAUAUUUGGAGAUAUAAAUAGGAAAAUACAAAACAGUUACGUACCAAAUUUCUCUCGUCUGUUGGUCAACUGGUUUUUUAGUUACGUAUUUAUUAUAUCUAUCAUUGAGUAUUAUUGAGUAUCGAUAAAUAUCAGUGCUAUCAAUAAACAGAUCUUAAGUUUUUUUACGCUACGUUACUUUUUUAAUUCAAAAUAACAAAGCAAACUAGAAUGAAUAUAAACUGAAGUGUCGAGUCAUUAAGGACGAAUUUCUAUCGUCUGUCGAUCUUUAAUUUUUUUUUUAAUUCUUGUUUUUAAAGUCGCCUAAAUAUUUAUAGAAAUUAGAAAAAUAUAUAUAUAUUAGUUUGAAACAUUCAAUAUAAAACUUUGUCUAAUGUUGAGGGUUAAAUUGUAAAGGGUUUGUUGUUAUAAUGGAAUUGGAUCGCCAUGAAAUGGUUAGCACCAUCGGAAUUGUUUUCAUAGAUCAUCUAUAUCUAUACUAGUCUAUAUCUAUACUAAUAUUAUAAAGAGGAAAGAUUUGUUUGUUUGUUUGUAUUGAAUAGGCUCCGAAACUACUGAACCGAUUUGAAAAUUUUUUUCACUGUCUGGAAGCUAUAGUAUUCGCGAGUGACAUAGGGAAUAAUCUAUUUGAAAAAAAUUAGAGAUCCUGACUUAAACUGCAAUAAUGUAACACAAGGUGUAAAAAAUUACCUAAAAUAUUCGUUACAUCGCGUGCCCUGCGAAAACUAUUGAUGAUAGGAUAAAAUAAUGUACUACGACUUUGUAGAACACAUUAUUAUUUACAAAAAGUGUCACGAUAGCAUAUGUGCAACUAUAUAGUUAUGCCGCAAUAGGUGUUCUUUUAUUUUAAAAAAAUAAAACAACGUCAAAUAUCGUUGAAAUUUAUGUUAAAGAUCCGAGCGGAGCCGGAGCGGGCCGCUAGUAAUAUACGCUUAGUCACGUUUGCCUUUCAAGCGUCGAUAUAUAUGUUGGAGUAUUUCCACUUUCGGGUAGCGACAUGGUAAGCGGGCGGUGAGUUGCUAACACUGACCCUAGCAAGAGCAGUGCUUCGCAGAAUCUACCACCGGAUCGGAAACGCGACCCACUGAGAAGAUCCGGCGAGAAACUCAGUGGGCUGUGUCUAUGGGUUAGUUCGCUCGUGGAGCCCUUCGUCGCAAGCGACGGGUUCGACGAGGACGGUGACUGGUGCUUGUGGUGCCUAAAAGCACCGUUAAUGGAUCAGGAGGAUCCGUAAUGACGUGCUUUGGGCGACGUCGACGGUUUACCAUUCGGUCUACUGGGUCGGGUAUGUAAUUUCCAGCGGCUACGAUGAGAGGGUUCUCAUGUCGUGCCGCCUUCUUAAAAUGGCGCAACGAUGCCGACUGCAGAUACUUACUAACUGAAUCGAGCUCCAGGUCAUCGUGGAUACAACAACGGAGCGUUUUUAUAGCAAGGUAUCGUGGUGGGACGAUGUUGUUUACGACUCUUAUCUUGCACGUGUUGUUUUCGAUGAAUGCUUGCACGUGUUGUUUGUCGUCCCAUCUUUAUUAGUCAUGAACUAAUGGUUUAUAAAAACACGCGCCGACAUAUAUUUAUAUAUAUAUUUGCGUGUUAGUCCCAAUUUAAAACCAGCAUCGAUAAUCGAAUUUCCGUAUGUAAUCCAUUUGAUUUCUUGACGAUGUUAAAUAAUUUCGUGCCUCUUGGCCUCUGAAAGAUGUGCGACCAUAUGGGCUCAAAAUUAGGAAGUAUAAUAGUCUAAUAACCAACCUAUGAUUUUUUCUUAUUUCUAUGAUCAUCACAAUCUUGUUUGCUUACCUAAUGGCAAUACACUACCUUAUCGGCAUCAUUAAAGUAGGUAUGUCCAAUAUUACCAAUUAAAAUUCGAUCAUCAAAUAAAAAUCGGUAAUAAAAUUCUAAUCAUUGUAGAGGCCUCCAAAACGCUUCCUUCCUUGAGUCAUGUGAUGUUUGUGACGACAUUCGAACACAGUGCCCACUUUAGAAUACGAACGACGCAAGUAAAUUCAAGCAAUCUCGCAAUGUACUAGUUUGUGACGUCACAAAAUAGUGAACAAUAUAAUUUUGUAGAAAUAAUUAAAAAAAAACAAGACAGAUUUGAAUGCUUGAAAUAACAAAUAACAGUUGACUCUGACCCCGAUUCAAUUAUAUGUAUAUAAAUAUUUAAAUAUUGAAUUAUAUGUAUAUAAUUUUUUUUAUUGUUUAGAUGGGUGGACGAGCUCUCAGCCCACCUGGUGUUAAGUGGUUACUGGGCCCAUAGACAUCUAUAACGUUAAUGCGCCACCCACCAUGAGAUAUAAGUUCUAAGGUCUCAAGUAUAGUUUAUAUUUACAAUAUUUACAUUCAAUUAUAUGUACAUAAAUAUUUCACAAAGAAAUUUACUUCAUGGUACAGUUGUUUGGCUAACUAACUAUAAACUGAGGUAAUUUAAAUAAAUUUACUGGCGGUAGGACCUCUUGUGAGUUCACACAGGUAGGUACCACCACCCUGCCCAUUUCAGCCGUGAAGCAGUAAUGCCUUUCGUUUUGAAGGGUGGGGCAGCCGUUGUUAGUAUACCAAGACCUUAGACCCCGUAUCUCAAGGUGGGUCGCGGCAUUUACGUAGUAGGUGUCUAUGGGCUCCGGCAACCACUUAACACUAGGUGGGCUGUGACCUCGUCCACCCAUCUAUGCAAGAAAAAAAUAAUCAAAAAUUGCUAAUCAUUCAUUUUAAAAUACAACAUAUGAUAAUUUCGAUAAAUAUCAUCUUAAAGAAACUAUGCCACUCUUAAUUGACAUUUUUACUAGCCACACCAACGAUAGGAUAAUAUGGAUUUAUUACAAUCAUAAAAUCUUUUUACCAUAAUGUUUUAUUGUGAGGUUAAAAUAUAUCAACAAGUUUAUAAACUGUUUCCGAACGAUUAUGUAAGGAUUUGUUUAUUUUUAGAUUUAAAAUCGAAAGCACAAUCCAUUCUUACUCGAUUCCUAUGACAGUAGAUGCGAUUAUCCGAUUUUUUUUAAACUAAGCUAAAUCGAUUGAAUAAUUUUUCUGUUUUACUGUUUUAUAAGAACUAUUGUGUACCAAUCGAUAAGACAAAGAUCGGUACAAAAGUUUAUAUCUUUUAACGGUGUUAUUAAAAAUUAUAAAAGAAGAAUUUUUCAAUAUGAAUAAUAUACGGCGAAGAGGUUAAUCCUAUGACCCAAAAAAAUUAAAUUUAAAACAAAUUCAAACUUAAUUUUCAUCAUGUUUUUUUCUAUAAUAGUGUUUUUUUUCUUUAAUAGUGUUGAUAAUUCGAUUAAUAUUAUUGCUCAAUUCUUCGAAUGUUUUUCUUUAAUUCAACGCAGGGUGUUUAUGUUCAUAUUUUGUUAAUUGUUGGUCAAUAAUAAUUUUGUUGUUUGUUUUAGACUUUAGCAUAUUAUUUUUGGUGCUUUUUUAAUAUUUUAAAAUCGGAAUCAAAAUCAUAUAUUACCUAUAAAGAAAUAAACGACUCGGUGUGUCAUGUCCAGAGACCGUUACCGAAGGGUGAUUUAACAAAUAGAAAUCGUAAUAUUUUUCAAAUAUACCAUUUUGAAGGCCGAUUCAAAUUUUUAAACGCAAUAACUGAUAUAAAUAAGAGAUCCUUGGUUUUGCGUGGUACUUAAAACAUUCUAAACGUCAAUAAAGAUAAACGUUGAAGAAUCUUUGAUCAAACAAUAUAAUAUCGUAAUUUUUUAUGUAAAUAUUUCAAAUCCUACGUAUUAUAUCAUAGUUUAAUCGUUUUAUUAGUGAAUAGAGAAUGUUAUCAAUGAAAAAUAUUGUUUUACAAAACAAUUACAGAAACUGAACAAGAGAACAGAAAAAGAAAAGUGUCCUACAAAUUAUAAUUAUAAUUGUGUAAUCUAGAAACUCGUACAUACAUACAUAUAAUUUUGAGACAAUAAUCUUGUAUUAUGUUUGAAGAUUUGUAUUUAAAAAAAAAUUAAAUAAGUAUGAUAAAUAAUUAAAUGUUGAAAUGGUGUGAUGGAGUUCAGUGAAGUACAUACCAUAAUAUUAUUAUAAUGUAAUGUAAUAACAAAAAUUGUAUAGGCAUUUUACAAAAACAAUUAAAAAGACGAUUAAUUUAUGUAAUCGAAUGGUUACCAA
Bombyx mori (domestic silkworm) is the source of this 12009-nucleotide messenger RNA. RefSeq lists its product as uncharacterized. Gene Ontology annotation, molecular function: monocarboxylic acid transmembrane transporter activity. Gene Ontology annotation, cellular component: membrane. NCBI's taxonomy places the organism in Eukaryota, Metazoa, Arthropoda, Insecta, Lepidoptera, Bombycidae. The record is from RefSeq and is a predicted model, not a curated record. Gene Ontology annotation, biological process: transmembrane transport. The transcript is spliced from 8 exons. The coding region runs from base 352 to 2073 and encodes 573 amino acids.